Aspergillus aculeatinus CBS 121060 is the source of this 1149-nucleotide messenger RNA. Its product is annotated as SDR family oxidoreductase. The record is from RefSeq and is a predicted model, not a curated record. The transcript is spliced from 4 exons. The annotation marks the transcript as partial. Lineage: Eukaryota; Fungi; Ascomycota; Eurotiomycetes; Eurotiales; Aspergillaceae.
AUGAGCAACAUCUACGGCAUCCGCGCCCCGCACAGCAAGGUCGCCUUUGUGACCGGUGCCAACGGUAUCAGCGGCAGUGCCAUUGUUGAGCAUCUGAUCAAGCAAUCGGCCAGCGAGUGGUCCGCGAUCAUCAUUACCUCGAGGAGCCCGAUCAAGGCUGUAUACACCGAUCCAAGAGUGCGGUUCAUCGCCAUCGACUUCCUCGAGCCGGUCGAGGCCAUCGCCGAGAAGAUCCAGGGAUUGUGUGCGGAUGUGACCCAUGCCUUUUUCACAUCCUACAUCCACAACAACGACUUUUCGCAAUUGCACCAAAAGAAUGGCCCUCUGUUCCGCCACUUCGUCGAAGCAGUGGACCUGGCCUGUCCCAAGUUGCAGCGCGUCGUGUUGCAAACCGGAGGCAAGCACUACGGGUUUCAAUUCAGGGAUUUCACCACCCCCUGCCUGGAAGAUAUGCCUCGCUACGAGGGCCCCGAAAAUAUCUUCUACUACGAACAAGAAGACGACCUGUUUGCGGUCCAGAAGCGCCGAAACACCUGGAGUUACAACAUCAUUCGUCCCAUGGCCAUCAUCGGCUACAGCUGCCAAUAUCUGGGAAUCAACGAAUCCCUGCCGCUGGCCCAGUACUUCUUGAUCUGCCGGGAGCUCGGCGAGGCUCCGCGCUGGCCCGGUUCUUUGGAAAGCUAUCACCGCGUCGAGAAGCAGUCGUCCGCCAUGGGGAUUGCCCACCUGACGGUCUGGGCAGCCACGGCCCCUGACUGCAAGGACGAGGCCUUCAACCACGACGAUGGGGAUGUGAUCGUGUGGAAGUUUCUCUGGCAUCUGCUGGCCAAGUACUUCCGGGUCUCGAUGGACGACUUCGAGGCCCCGACGGCGGCGACCCGGCCGUUUGACCUCGGCGAGUGGGCGCAGGACAAGAAGGCGGUAUGGGAGCGCAUCGUCGCCAAGUAUGGGGGCGACCCGGAGGCAUUCCAGAUAGAUGCCUUUAGGCUGAUGAACUGGUACAUCACGCCCGCGGCGAGCUCGGCACCAGUCAUGAGCACCGUCGUCAAGGCGCGGCAGUUUGGCUGGGCGCACAGCGAUGACACCUACCAAUCGUGGCUGAACACCAUGCGCGCCUACGAAAAUGCCGGUGUUUUGCCCACUCUGCCC